Labeo rohita (rohu) is the source of this 2263-nucleotide messenger RNA. RefSeq names its product piggyBac transposable element-derived protein 4. The record is from RefSeq and is a predicted model, not a curated record. The coding region runs from base 32 to 1942 and encodes 636 amino acids. The transcript has 3 exons. NCBI's taxonomy places the organism in Eukaryota, Metazoa, Chordata, Actinopteri, Cypriniformes, Cyprinidae.
UCAGCCACCCCGUGCAGCCCUGCAUUUAACGAUGGAUCCGUGCAACAAGGAAAAGGUUGACAGUGUUAUGGACGGCUCAGAGGAGUGUGAGAAUAGUGAUGAAGAACAAGACAAUACGAUAGAAUGGGAUGAUUUAUCUGACAAGGAGAGUGUUGCUUCUAGCAUGGACUCGGCAGUAGAUGAGAUGUCCAUCGAUGAUCUCGAAACUCUUCUGGAUGAGUUCUCAGAUGUCUCUGAUGAUGGUGACUGGUAUCCAGAGACCACUCCACGAAAGAAGAAGAGAUCCGGACUGUCUUCCGUAUCACCAUCUCCAGCAAAGUCUUGCAGGUCAGGUUCACCUGCCUCUGUGCAAAGUGGCAAAGGCAAAACUAGGAGAAGCAGCGUGAGUCGAUCCCUACCUUUUUCCUUAAGCAUCUCAGAACAAAAGUGGAAAAGUGCAGAUGAGCCUGAUAUUGAGCCGGCACAGCCGGUGUUCAAACCUAGACAAACACCCGGCCCACGGCUGGUCUCCAGCGGAUCAUGCAGUCCUCUGCAGUAUUUUGAGUUGUUCUUUUCAAAAUCAGUCCUGCGGACUAUUUUAACAAACUCGAAUGCAUACGGUGCCAUGCGUCAGGAAGGGGCGAAGAAGCCAUGGGAGGACAUUACGGCAAAAGAUCUCAAGUCAUUUCUGGCGCUGGUGAUUUACAUGGGUUUGCUGAAAUGCUUCAAACUGACAGACUACUGGAGGAAGUCUCACAUAUAUAAUCUUCCCUAUCCUUCUCAAAUCAUGUCCAGCAGGAAGUUUCUGACCAUAAGCAAAGCUCUUCAUCUUAGCGAUCCCAAAGUGGAUGCAGAAAAUGACAAGAAGAAGGGAACACCCGAAUACGACCGCCUGUGUAAGAUCAAACCACUCUACCAGGACAUCAGGGAUGCAUGCAGAGCUUCUUUCCACCCCUUUCAGAACAUCUCCAUUGAUGAACGAAUGGUGGCAUCGAAGGCUCGAAAUGGACUCAAACAGUACAUGAAGAACAAACCUACAAAAUGGGGGUACAAACUCUUUGUACUGGCAGAUUCCCUCUGUGGCUACACAUGGGACUUCUUCAUUUAUGAAGGAAAAGCCAAUUUGGAUGAAAGCAAAGGUAUUAGCUAUGAUUCUGUCAUGAUUCUCGCAAAUGAAAGGUUGUUGGGAUCUGGCUACAAGCUGUUCGUUGACAACUUUUACACCAGUCCAAAGCUCUUCAGAGACCUUCUGCAGAAAAAGAUCUGGGCUUGUGGCACCGUUCGCGCAAACCGCAUUGGCCACUCAAAGACACAGGCUCCUCGUGGGAAUAUUCGCUGGUUUAGGGAAGACGAUCUGCUGUUUGUUGAGUGGAAAGACAGGAGGGAUGUGCUGAUGUGCUCCACCUUUCACAAAGCCUUCAAAGGCGACUCCAUAAAGAGGAACGUGAGAGGAGCCGAUGGCGUUUGGGCCAUUCAGGAUUUCCCAGUUCCAGCUGCAGUGCUGGACUACAACAAGCACAUGGGAGGUGUGGAUCUGUCUGACGCACUUAUAGGAUAUUACACAGUUCUACAUAAAACCAAAAAGUGGUAUCGUUCCUUUUUCUUCCACUUUGUGGACAUCGCUGUAGUCAAUGCCUUCAUUCUGCACCAGCAGAUGGCCAAGAUGAAGAACCAGAAGCCUCUGACCCAGAAGGCCUUCCGGGAGGCACUUGUCACUGAGCUCGCAGGAACAGGACCUGCAACUGGCCCCGCAUACAUACGCCCGACUCUUAACCAUUACUCCCAUUUGCCCAAGUACAUCAGUGGUGACAGCAGCAUUGGAAGGCGAAAAUGCAAAUUGUGCCGCUUCAAAACUCCAGUCAUGUGUGUGACUUGCGAUGUGCCGUUGUGCUUCGUUCCCAAGCGCGACUGUUUCACUAGCUGGCAUUACCCGGAUAUCAGCAGCGAGGAUGGAGAAGAGUAAAGGCCUAAGUGCAAGGAUUCUGAGUCUAGUGCAAUUCAAACACGAAAAAAAACAAUACUCAGAAUUGGAGCAUGAAAGUAGCAUAGUAGUUUGAAUCGAAUGUGACAAGACAGGAAAAUGAGAGUGGAAUAACACAGUCAAUCUGCAGCAGCUUACAUCUGUUACAAUUUUUUUAUGCGUACUAAACACUUGUGAGACUUAAAGGGAUAGUUCACCCAGAAAUGGAAAUUACAACAUGAUUUACUCACCCUCAAGCCAUCCUAGGUGUACGUGACUUUCUUUUUUCAGAUGAAUACAAUCAGAGAUGUAUAAAAAAAAAUG